This is a messenger RNA of Phytophthora infestans T30-4, 1551 nucleotides long. RefSeq lists its product as uncharacterized. NCBI's taxonomy places the organism in Eukaryota, Oomycota, Peronosporomycetes, Peronosporales, Peronosporaceae. Gene Ontology annotation, molecular function: toxic substance binding. The transcript has 2 exons. The record is from RefSeq and is a predicted model, not a curated record. The coding region runs from base 1 to 1551 and encodes 516 amino acids.
AUGAAGACCAAGGAGCGCGAAGAUGGAAGCUUCAUGCGGAUCGACGUCAUUUCCAUGUUGAAGCUGUUGCUAGUCUCGGGCAUCGCUGUCACGUUUCUCGCUCUCUUCGUACUGAUCGGCUUCGGUGGCUCCCCUGCUGUGGCUAACUCUGACUGGACGAGCAGUCCGACUCGCUGCACGUCGGACUUCUCCAUCAGUCUGUACAAGGAGUGCCUCGGCCCCAACAGUACAGUCAGCGCUAAAGACGCCGAUGCUAACGGAACAGUGUCUGCAAUCGACGAGGUUCUGAGGCUCUCGAUCAGCGAACAAAGGUCCGUCCUGACGUGCAUGUUCGACUCCUGCACGAACCGAACAAACCGGCCGUUUACCAGCCGCGAACAAAGUCUCCAUGUCGUGCACUACUCGUUCGGACUUAACGGAUUCAAGCAACUAAACCGCUACUUCUACCUCGAAGCUUCGUUCCCGAAUUUAAAGAAGACAAGUCGCUCGUUUGACGUUACCAUGACGCCUCACAUCAAAGGGUUCUACCUCAACGAGAGUAGCGGCAAUCAAACGUACGCCAACAUCAUCACUGACGUCGUUCAGAAGACAGUCACUGUCGAGUGUCAAGCAGGUGCAACGUCCUGUGAACCCACCUAUUUCCUACGAUUUGGAGACAUCGACUUCAACGACUACCAAGUGGACGUGUUGUUCAACUCCACCGAGAGCUUGGCGUUGAGCAGCUCCAACGUCCAAUUCCGCAAGACAUGGGGCACUGAAUCGUUCACCACUUGGCUCAUUGGCAUAAAGUUUCUCUUCCUGUUCGUGUCUGCGUUCUUCGCCGGCUGGUACAUCUACAGCGUCACCAAGUUGUCGUCACGAGAGCAGAACGUGGAGCAAGGCUUCGUCAUGGCUCUCGCGCUGUCGUUGAUCCUCUUUAACGACCCCUUUUACUUCACUGAGGCCACGUAUGGCAGCAACGCAGCUCGGAUUCUCAGUGUCGGCUUCCAAGUUACCUUCUUCCAGAUGCUGCUACUGUUCUGGCUGGUCGUUAUUGACAAUUUACGUCUUCAAGGCAUGGAGAACGGCGUGUCGAACCUGAAGUUCUUCGGCCCAAAGCUACUCUUCGUGGCGUUUUUCUGGCUGAUCAUGGUGAUUUACUAUGGCUACAUCAAGUACAACCGCAACAACGACGUCACGUGGGACCCCCUAGCAGAGAACAGCAACUUUGCCUCCCUCAAAGCGCUUUGCGGACUGCUAAGUGCCGCCUUUAUCGUGUGGUAUUUAACGCUCAUCGUGCUGAGCAUGCGUGAGAUUCGAGCUCGUCGUGUGAGAUAUCGCUACCUGAUUGUGCUAAGCGUCUUGAUGGUGGUCGUAUCGUUCGCUGGCCUUGCUAGUGGCGAGCUAUCGCCCACUCCUUCAAGCGGUGGGGCGUGGACGUCACUUCAGACGAUAUUCAACAUCUACGUGUAUACACUGUGCUACUUGUACGCCCCCAAGAGCACCGCUGUUGACCCAGAUCAAGUUGAACUGGCUGGCGUUAACGAGAUCCGUGAGACGGAUGUAGCCUAA